AUGGCGGCUACUACUUUGACGAGGAUGAUGAAGAAAACUAUAUCGCCUUCAGUAAUCCCACUAGUAAAUAGGAGAACUCCUCAUAGAAACUACACCUCUGACCUAUUCAAUACCCGUACCACCAUCGGCACUAGCAACAGUACCAGUAAUCUAUAUACACAAAUAUCUCGAGCAACUACAAUUCCAACUCAUCAUCACAUCUCUGCUCAAGCUAAGAAGCAAUCCAUUUCUGAUGAUCCUUUUCGUGUUGUUGAUUCUCAAAUUGAUUUUGCCGAGGAGAAAUUUCCUGAGGCUGCUGAGCUUCUAAGAGAGUUUACUUUCAAAAUUGAUUGUCCGGUCACAGGAAAGCCAAUUAUAACAUUGACUAGAGAGUAUAAUGGUGAAAAGAUUGAAGUCACAGCUUGGAAGUCUGAUUUCUCUGAUGAUGAGCUUUCCAUGAAAAUAACUGUUCGGAAGAAAAGCACACGAAAUUUGACUUUCCAUGUUGAGAGUGAUGCAGAUGGAACUAGAAUCGACCUUUUGACUCUCUUUAAUCCAAAUCCUUCUGAUGAUUAUAUUCAUUAUAGAGACCCUGAUGAUUUCUCGGCUUUUAGUAAGGAACUGCAGGAAGCUUUCUGCACAUAUUUGGAAGUCAGAGGGAUUAAACCUAGCAUUGUCAAAUUCUUAUGUGAAUGCCUGGAUCAGAGAAAGCACACGAAACACACUGAGCAGUUUUAA
This is a messenger RNA of Papaver somniferum (opium poppy), 717 nucleotides long. RefSeq lists its product as uncharacterized. Gene Ontology annotation, cellular component: mitochondrial matrix. NCBI's taxonomy places the organism in Eukaryota, Viridiplantae, Streptophyta, Magnoliopsida, Ranunculales, Papaveraceae. The transcript has 3 exons. The record is from RefSeq and is a predicted model, not a curated record. The coding region runs from base 1 to 717 and encodes 238 amino acids.